AUGGUGACAGAAUUAGAUUCAAAAACGUCUGAUUCAAAUUCACAUCUAUCUAGUAUCUCAAAUAAGUUGUUCGAGGAUGACUCCGAUAAUUUUCAAGUGGCGGGUAAAGUAGAUACUGUGGCAAUAAUGCCAAAGAAACCAAUGAAAGAGUACUUAAAGAUCUCAGUGUUAUGCUACUGUGUUGCUUUCGGUGGUUUUAUUGCAGGUUGGGAUACUGGUAGUAUUUCCGGUAUUACUAACCAAACUGAUUUCUUACAGCGGUUUGCGCAACAUCAUAAGGACGGUACGUAUGAAUUUUCAAACGUCAGAAAAGGUUUAGUUGUUGGCAUUGUUAAUAUAGGUGCUGCUUUCGGAGGUAUUAUACUUUGUAAAUUAGGUGAUGUGUUUGGACGUAAAGGUGGGUUAGUCUGUGUUGUUUGUACAUAUAUGGUCGGUUGUUUGAUAUGUAUAACUGCUGCGGAUAAGUGGUAUCAAUAUACGAUCGGCAGAAUCAUUACCGGUAUGGGUAUUGGUGGUAUUGCUGUUCUAUCUCCAAUGCUGAUUUCUAGAAAGUUCCCCAAAGCAAUCAGAGGAACCCUAGUGUCAUGUUUCCAGCUUAAUCAAACAUUUGGUAUUUUUAUAGCUUAUUGUACAAAUUAUGGUGUCAAAGAUUAUUCUAACUCAGCAAGUUGGAGAGUUCCAGUUGGUUUAUGUUUUGCAUGGGCUUUAAUUCUGAUCGGAGGUUUGACUUUUGUCCCAGAAUCUCCACGUUACCUAUGUGAAAAUAACAAGAUUGAAGAAGCUAAGCGUUCUAUUGCUAUGUCAAAUAAGUUGGAACCAGAUGAUCCAGCAGUUCAAGUCUUAAAUCGAGCUGAUUCUGCUGGAUUUGAAGUUGAAAGGCAAGAAGGUUCUGCAACGUGGGCUGAUCUGUUCACGACAAGAACCAAAGUUUUCCAACGUUUAAUCAUGGGAAUUAUGCUUAAGGCAUUGGAUCAAUUAACAGGUGAUAAUUACUUCUUCUACUAUGGUACAUCUAUAUUCAAGUCUGUUGGUUUAGAAGAUUCAUUUGAGACUUCUAUUAUUUUAGGUGUCAUCAAUUUUUGCUCAACUUUUUUAGCUCUUUAUAUCAUUGAUCAUUAUGGCCGUCGUACAUGUUUACUAUGGGGUUCCACUGGUAUGACCAUUUGUAUGUGUGUUUACGCUUCAGUUGGCGUCAAGGCCCUUUAUCCCCACGGAAGAGAUAAUGAAGCCUCCAAAGGGGCUGGUAAUGCUAUGAUUGUCUUCACAUGUUUCUUUAUUUUCUGUUUCGCAACCACCUGGCCACCAGUCUGUUAUGUGAUUGUUUCUGAAACGUUCCCAAUGAGAAUUAGAGCAAAAGGUAUGGCCUUGGCCACCGCUUCAAAUUGGCUAUGGGGUUUCCUCAUCAGUUUUUUCACACCAUUCAUCAACUCUGCUAUUCAUUUUGCAUAUGGUUACGUUUUCAUGGGAUGUCUAUUCUUCAGUUGGUUCUACGUUUUCUUCUUCGUGCCUGAAACUAAAGGUCUAACACUGGAGGAAGUUGAAGAAAUGUGGCUAGACAAUGUCUUGCCAUGGAAGUCAGCCGAAUGGAUUCCAGCUGCCAGAAGAACGGCAGAUUUCAAUGAAGAAGAGUUUAGACAUGAUCAUAAGGCAUGGUACAAGGCACUUCUCAGCAAGUAA
Molecule: messenger RNA, 1677 nt
Organism: Kazachstania africana CBS 2517
Lineage: Eukaryota; Fungi; Ascomycota; Saccharomycetes; Saccharomycetales; Saccharomycetaceae
Product: sugar porter family MFS transporter
Exons: 1
Coding region: 1-1677 (558 amino acids)
Biological process (GO): transmembrane transport; carbohydrate transport
Cellular component (GO): plasma membrane
Molecular function (GO): carbohydrate:proton symporter activity
Source: RefSeq, a predicted model, not a curated record